Molecule: messenger RNA, 369 nt
Organism: Ambispora gerdemannii
Lineage: Eukaryota; Fungi; Glomeromycota; Glomeromycetes; Archaeosporales; Ambisporaceae
Source: the annotation of a GenBank genome assembly
AUGGUCUUACCACAAUCUUCUGGAACUCUACAAGACCGUAAAAACAAAAAACCUAAUGAAAUCGACACUACAGGAAGAAGAUAUAUAUUCACAGUAAGAGGAACCUCUUAUCCUCAACUACGACGAUUAAAUAAUGCCAAACAAUCAACCAAUUGUAAAUAUUGUGAUAAAAAUAGCCAAUACAUUGACAUUCUUGAAGCUCGUUUAGAUGACAUAGACAAUGUAAUCGAUGAUUUAGCCGAAAUUGUUUCAAAAAACAAUAACAGCUCUGAUUCGAAUAUGGAUGGUUUAGAUCUUUCAACUAUUGAUAUACAGAAUCUAUUAAUGAUUUCAAAUAAUAUCGGACUUGGAUUAUACGAUAAAUCGUAA